CUACUGGCUGCUACCAGUUGUCAGUUGCCAAGGACCACCACAUUAACAUUGGACGCAGUUUUUUUUUUAAUUCUUCAUUUAUUUAUUCCCUUAAUGGACAGGCUUUUGUGUCAAGAUGAAAUUUCCAUACAUAUGACCGACCGUCAAAUGCAGACAUCUCGAGAACAUUGUGUGGAUGAAACUCACAACAAAAUUCAGAAGCCAAUACUAAAUUACUCAGUAUUCUGUAUUAGGAAAGGAUACUACAUCUUAAACGCCAAGGUGGUUUGCAAUUAUAACGUGGAGAUAAUCGCCAUUGUUUCCACCCAUCCUCGGUCCUGCCAUGACUCUUUCAUCUGAAAUCACUCCAGUGCAAGAUAAGAUUUGUCUACGACAUUGAACGGACAUCUUGUUCUAGCUGAUUGGUACGCUGCAGAGAGCUUCGUAUUGACUCCAUACAGGAACUCACAGAAUGGGACGCAUCAGCAUCAAUUUAACUUAAAGAAUAUUAUCGAGCGCACUAUUAAUGUCCUUUAAAGUCGUUCGUUGCAAAGAGGAUUGAAUUAUGAGCCCAUAUAUUGUUGCCACAUUGUUAAUGUCUGCUGUGCACUGCAAAACAUUUGUAAAAAGGGAAAUUGGCAAGUCGAGGCACUCACUUUGACUACAUUGAAGAGGCCGCAGUUGAAUCAGAAAUGGAAGAUAGCAUUAGUGGACCAUCCGUACGCGGUGAAAAUGCUCCAGCUCCUCUUAUUUAAAAAAUAA
This is a messenger RNA of Drosophila suzukii, 741 nucleotides long. Lineage: Eukaryota; Metazoa; Arthropoda; Insecta; Diptera; Drosophilidae. The record is from RefSeq and is a predicted model, not a curated record.